Molecule: messenger RNA, 1834 nt
Organism: Colletes gigas
Lineage: Eukaryota; Metazoa; Arthropoda; Insecta; Hymenoptera; Colletidae
Gene: Srp54
Product: probable splicing factor, arginine/serine-rich 7
Exons: 2
Coding region: 232-1695 (487 amino acids)
Cellular component (GO): nucleoplasm
Molecular function (GO): RNA binding
Source: RefSeq, a predicted model, not a curated record
UAUGUACAGUUUGAGGUCGCGGUUAAACUGGAGCAUCGAUUUCCUUAUAAAACAUUUACUAAAGUAACGUAUUUAUAAUUGUUAUUAUGUUCAAACAUUUUCGGCGAUAAUGUAUCGUUUGCAUUAAUUGUUUCAAACAAAGUGCGCGACUUGUACGCGCGUAAACGUAUUCUUCGAUAACCUAACCUCCUUUUGAUACGUUGUGGAGAAUCACAGAAUAUCGUAGAAAGAAUGGCGGUUGGGUCGACGAAAGUGGUGCAGGUGACUAAUAUUGCGCCUCAGGCAACUAAAGAUCAAAUGCAAACUUUGUUCGGUUACCUCGGCAAAAUAGAGGAUAUCAGAUUAUAUCCUACUAUACGGGAUGUCGCGGUACCCGUACAGUCUCGUAUUUGCUACAUAAAAUUCCACGAUCAAGGAUGCGUAUCUGUCGCCCAACAUAUGACAAACACUGUUUUUAUUGAUCGUGCACUGAUCGUUAUCCCCUACCAGAAUGGAGACAUUCCAGACGAGCAAAGAGCCUUAGAACUAACAAACAAUGGCACCGUUGUUCCAGGUCUCUAUCCAUCAGAACCCAAACUACCACCAAACUUUGUAAACGCCAUCGAAGGAAUUCCUCCGAACCAUGUCAUCACUACCAUAGAUCCAAAAUUGGAGUCGAACGGUUUGCCACCUUAUCCACACUUACCCGGUCAUUUGGACAGCAGGAGGAUAGAAGAGAUUAGAAGAACGUUGGUUCUAGCUAACUUGGAUCCUUCGAUGACAACGGACCACCUGUUGGACUUCUUCAGUAAUAAUAACGUCGAAGUAAAAUAUUUACGGAUGUGCAGCAGGGACUCUGACUCUGAACAUUACGCGUUGGUGGAGCUGUCGGAACAAACGAUCGUACUGUCCGCGUUACUGUUGAAUGGAAAAAUGCUUAUGGAUAGGCCCAUUAAAAUUUACCAUUCUACGCAAGCGAUAGCCAAACCGGAAGCAAAAAGCAACGAGGCGGCGCAAAAGGAGAUCGAGGAAGCUAUGUCCCGUGUGAAGGAGGCCCACAAUUUAAUUUCGGCCGCGAUAGAUCCGAUGAUCGGUAUGUUGUCCAAGGACAAACGAAGCCGUAGCGGUUCCCGCAGUCGAAAAUCGCGGUCGAGAUCAAGGGGACGCAGUAGACGAUCCAGAUCGCGGAAAAGGUCACGAUCCCGUCACAGACGUUCACGUUCCCGUCAUCGACGCAGAUCGAGAUCUCGAUCGAAACGAUCCCGUUCCAAAGAACGCAGACGAAAGUCUCCUUCGCGCAGAAGGAGCAGUUCCCGGGGUCGACAUCGCUCCCACUCUCGAUCACGGCGUUCCCGAUCACGCAGAUCGCGAUCCAGAUCGAAAGACCGUAAGAAAAGAUCACCGCGUCGGAGGAGCCGUUCACGAUCGCGCAGCAAACGUUCGAAAUCGAAGUCCAGACGAUCCAGAUCCAAAUCCAAGUCCAGAUCCUCCAAGUCGAAGUAUUCGGAGAAGUCCAGGGACAAGGACAAGGAAAGAAGGAGCAAGGACAAGUCGGACAAUGGAAAGAAGAGCGACGGCGACAAAGUCGAGAAGGAGAAAAGCGAGAAAAAGUCCAGCAAAGAGAAGAAGUCGGAUAAGGAAUCGAAAUCGGAUGAAAAGAAUAGAAACACGUCCGAGAAUAGCGAAACGAAAGAGAAAACAGAGUCUGAGAAUUAAAUUUUGACAAAUCAUCGGUCUACAGAGGGUUCAUUUUGUUAAUUUAAUGUUACGAUAAUACCGUAAUGUAUUGAUCAAUAAAAAAAAGAAUUCAGGAAUGCAACAGUUCCAAGGAUUUUCUCCAACUUUUGCAUACCAC